Molecule: messenger RNA, 957 nt
Organism: Acanthosepion pharaonis
Lineage: Eukaryota; Metazoa; Mollusca; Cephalopoda; Sepiida; Sepiidae
Source: the annotation of a GenBank genome assembly
AUGCUUUUUCUAUUCUUUCAAUCCAUAAAUUUCUUCUUUUCUUUCUUUCAACACUUGGAUUCUUUUUCUUUUCUUUCAAUCCAUAAAUUUUUUCUCUUUCUUUCAACCCUUGGAUUAUUUUUUCUUCAUUCAAUCCAUAAAUUUCUUCUUAAAUUUCUUCUCUUUUUUCAAAGCUUGGAUUCUUUUUCUCUUCAUUCAAUCCAGAAAUUUCUUCUUCUCUUUCUUUCAACCGUUGGAUUCUUUUUCUCUUCAUUCAAUCCAGAAAUUUCUUCUCUUUUUUUCAAAGCUUGGAUUCUUUUUCUCUUCAUUAAAUCCAUAAAUUUCUUCUUCUCUUCUUUUCAACCCUUGGAUUAUUUUUGCUCUUCAUUUCAAUCCUUAAAUUUCUUCUUCCCUUUCUUUCAAUACUUGGAUUAUUUUUUGCUCUUCAUUUCAAUCCUUAAAUUUCUUCUUCCCUUUCUUUCAAUACUUGGAUUAUUUUUGCUCUUCAUUUCAAUCCUUAAAUUUCUUCUUCCCUUUCUUUCAAUACUUGGAUUCCUUUUCUCUUCUUUCAAUCCAGAAAUUUCUUCUUCCCUUUCUUUCAAUACUUGGAUUCCUUUUCUCUUAUUUCAAUCCAGAAAUUUCUUAUUCUCUAUCUUUCAACCCUUGGUUUCUUUUUCUCUUUUUUCAAUCUAUAAAUUAUUUCUUCUCUUUGUUUCUAUACAUAAAUUCUCUCUUCUCGUUCUUUCAAUCCAUAAUUUUUUUGUUUUCAUUCUUUCAAUCCAUAAAUUCUUUCUUAUAGUCUUUAUUCUCUUUCAUUCAAUGCAUAAAUUAUUUAUCCUUUUCUUUCAAUUCAUAAAUUCGUUCUUCUCUUUCUUCCAAUCCAUAAAUUUAUUCCCCUUCCUCUUUCUUUCUAUACAUACAUUUCUCCUUCUUUCUUUCAAUCCAAGAAUAUUUCCCCUUCUUUCUUUCGAUCUAUAA